GAAACACGCACGCGAUCGACGUAUAAUACGCGCAUGUGGUCACAUUUUGCGAAAGACCUCAAGAUACCAUAAGGUCUUUUGAAAGCUAGCUUAAGAUACCAUCAUAAGGUUAUUUAAACCGGCUAUUAAAGCUCGGUAAUAGUUUGUAGAGGUUGUAGUGAGUGAAAUUUUGGAAAAAGCGGAAGUUUCAUGUGAGUGUGUAGGGGUGCGGGUCGGGCGAUGCGCGUGCGGCGAGAGAGGGCGCGCACUGGAGGCGGUAUGAGGACCAGGUGAAGCCGAGGCUGAUGGGGCGCGGGCGGGUGCUGCUGCUGGCGGUGGCGGCCUGCGUCGCAGCGGCGGCGGGACUGUGUGGCAGCGGUGGCGGUGGCGGUGGCGGGGGCGGCGCGGCGGCAGCGGCGGGCUGCGCGUGCGGCGACGGAGGCACGCGCAUGGACUGCCGCGGCGCCGGCCUGCGUCGUCUGCCGCCGCUUCACGAGAAUUUGUUAUCAUUAGACGUGUCUAACAACAACAUCAGCACGCUGCCUCGUGACGCGCUGCAGCCGGCGACAGGACUGCGCGACCUGAACCUGUCAUCGAAUCGCCUGGAAUCGGUGUCGGCAGGCGCGCUGGCCGGCGUCCCGCUGGCGCGCCUAUGGCUGGACCGCUGCGCGCUGCGCCGCCUGCCCGCGCACGCGCUGCGCGACCUGCGGCACCUACACUACCUGUCUGCGGAGGACAACUACCUUUCGGAAGUGGAGGAGGGGGCGCUGAGCGGCGCGCGCGCGCUGCGGACGCUGCGGCUGGCGCGCAACACGCUGCGGCACCUGCCUGCGCACGCGCUCGCGCCGCUGCACCGGCUACAAGCGCUGGACCUAUCUGGAAACCUGAUCAGCGAGAUAUCUGCCACCAGCCUGCCGCCCCUCGCCGCGCUGCACACACUGUUGCUGCGACGGAAUCGCAUCACGCACAUCGACCCGCAAGCCUUCGAGGAUACUCCUAACAUACGAGUGUUACGCCUGGAUGACAACCUGCUGACGGAGGUGCCUCUUGCCGUGCGCCUGCUGCCCCAGCUAGAAGACCUGUCGCUGGGCAGCAACCGCGUGGAAGUGGUUGUGGAGGGGGUGCUGCAGGGCGCGCGGCGACUGGCCCGCCUCGAGCUGCGCGCCAACCCGCUGAGCCGCGUGCACCAGCGCGCGCUGCUGCACCUGCCGCACCUCACCACGCUCGUGCUGUCGGAGGCGCGCGGUCUCCGCGAACUGCCGUCGCUGAACGGGUCGCUGCGCCUGCGCACGCUGCGGGCGGACCGCGCGCGCCUCGCCGCCCUGCCGCCCGACCUGUGCCGCCACGCGCCCCAGCUGCGGACCCUAGAUGUCAAGUCCAACCUGCUGGAUCGAGUGCCGGAUCUGCACGAGUGCUCUGAGCUGCGAGUGUUGGAGCUGUCGGACAACAGCAUCUCUUCGCUGGAGGGCGACGACCUAGCGGGGCUGGGACGGCUGCAUGACCUGGUGCUGGCGCGCAACCGACUGCGCCGCCUGCCCGCGCGAGCCUUCGCGCACACGCCCGCGCUGCAGCUGCUAAACCUGGAGGAAAAUCUUAUCGAGCAUAUUGACAUGGAAGCGUUCGUUCCAAUCUCCAAGCUGGAAGACUUAAACGUGGGCAACAACGUGUUCCCGUGGCUGCCGGCGAGCGGGCUGCAGCGCCUGCUGCACCUCAAGGCGCAUAACAACCCACACCUGCGGCACUUCCAUCCCCCCGAGCUGUUCCCCAGGAUACAGACGCUGGUGCUGUCGUACGCGUACCACUGCUGCGAGUUCAUGCCGCUGAUGGAGGGCGGCGAGGAGGAGGCGGCGCCCGAGGGACUCAGCGACCUCGUGUUGCUGCCCCCGCCCGCCCUCGACCCCGCCGCCUGGGCCAACCUCACCGACCUCUGGCCGCAUCUCUUGAAUGUGUCGGGCGGGGCGGCGUGGGGCGCGAGUGAGAGCGAGGCACGGGGCGCGGCCGACGCGCGCGCCGACAUGCCGCGCCGCGUGCACUGCCUGCCGCUGCCGGGUCCUUUCCUGCCGUGCGUGGACCUGUUCGACUGGUGGACGCUGAGGUGCGGCGUGUGGGCGGUGCUGCUGCUGGCGUUGCUAGGCAACGGCACCGUUGUGUUCGUGCUGGUGUUCAGCCGCAGCCGCAUCGACGUGCCGCGCUUCCUCGUCACCAACCUCGCCGCCGCCGACUUUUUCAUGGGCCUCUAUCUGGGAUUUCUGGCGGUGGUGGACGCGGGCACGCUGGGCGAGUUCCGCGCGCACGCGAUCGCGUGGCAGAUGUCGGGCGGGUGCCGGCUGGCCGGGUUCCUGGGCGUGCUGUCAUCCGAGCUGUCCGUGUACACGCUGGCCGUCAUCACGCUGGAGCGCAACUACGCCAUCACCCACGCCAUGCACCUCAACAAGCGGCUGUCGCUGCGCCACGCCGCCAUCGUCAUGGCGGCCGGCUGGGCUUUCUCGCUGCUGAUGGCCGCGCUGCCGCUGGUGGGCGUGUCCGACUACCGCAAGUUCGCUGUGUGCCUGCCCUUCGAGACCGGCUCGCCUCUCGCGCUCGGCUACGUGGUCGCGCUGCUCGUCGUCAACGGCGUCGCCUUCCUCGUGCUGCUCGGCUGCUACCUCAAGAUGUACUGCGCGAUCCGCGGCUCGCAAGCCUGGAACUCGAACGACUCGCGCAUCGCGAAGCGCAUGGCGCUGCUCGUCUUCACCGACUUCCUGUGCUGGUCGCCGAUCGCGUUCUUCGCGCUGACCGCCGCGUUCGGCGCGCAACUCGUCUCGCUCGAGGAGGCGAAGGUGUUCACCGUGUUCGUGCUGCCGCUCAACUCGUGCUGCAACCCGUUCCUGUACGCGAUCCUCACGAAGCAGUUCAAGAAGGAUUGCGCCCUCGUGUGUAAGGCGAUCGAGGAGUCGCGCGUAACGCGCGGCAUCGGGCGCUGCCGGCACUCGUCCAACUUCAGCAACAGGCAGACGCCCGCCAACACGAACAGCCUCAACGAGCGCUCGUCGCGCGGCCAGCACGGCGCCACGUGCGCCUGCCGGCGUCUUCUGCCGGACGCGGCGGCCGCACCGGUGCAGUCCGGCCGCGCCCUGCCCUCGUCCGGCGCCGGCGCGGCCUCGGCCAGCCCCGCGCCCGACACGACGACGGCGGGCGGCGAGCGGCUGCUGCGCUGGCUUCGCGCGUGCGGUCGGCGCGCGGCCCCCGCCCCGGCGCCUGCCCCGCGUCAAUCGGCGCCGGCGCCGGUGCGUGCGGGCUCGGUGUCGUCGUCGGUGGAGUUCUCGUCGUCGCGGUCGGACUCGUGGCGCGCGUACGGCCGCCCGCCGCCGCCGCCGCGGCGCGCCGCCUCGUGGUUGGUCGCGCGCAAGACCUCGCAGGACUCCAAUCUGUCGUCGUCGCGAAACGACUCGUCCGGCUCGAACGCGACCGCUUCUACGGGCACGUGGCGUACUUCGCGCUCGGGCGGUAGCAGCGCAACGGGACCGGGGGCGGGAGGCGGGGUCGGGGCGGGCGGAGCGUCGCGGCCGCGGCUGACGCGGCAGCCGGCGGUGGUGGCGGACGAGCCGCCGCAGUCGCCGGGUGGGGUGGCACUGCCGGCGCCGCGGCACCUACAGACGAUCCCGUCAGCGGCGGAGCCGGACCCGGCGACGGACGCGGCCCAGGAGCCGACGGGGGGGAGCCCGGAGGCGGGCGCCGCGCGGUGAGAUGCGCGCCGCCUUCACUCAGUGUCUUAUGCAGCCGUCCAGUGUCGCCGCCGGGAACGCCCCGUGUGGAUACGCGAUCUCCCAAAGACACCACCCGCGAUCGUAUUAGUUGAAAUCGGGAAGAGCAGGGUCGAUUCUUGAAUUCCAUCGAGGCCUCGGCCAGGGAAGAGUCCUCGAAAUUUUGGUAAAUGUUUUAUCUUCCCUUGUUUUAGUUCCCCGACUCUUCCCGUCCGCUCGCAGCGGAGUAUCCUGGAGCAUCGCAGAUGUCGAAAUGUGGCGAAAACUGACAAAUAAAUGACGUUUUGUACAGUAUUAAAUUAUAUGAAAUCGGUGGACAGAUCGAUGUAAUAAAACUGCGACACGUAAAUCGUAUUAAUAUUUUAUUUAGACAAAUUUACCGUAUUGUACUUAUUAAAUGACACUUGAAUGGUUGAGCUAGAAAUACUAGUAAUUUUUUGAGAAAUGUGUGAAGAUCGUACCGUGUACGUGAACCCACUGAUGACGUAUAUUUUCGAAAGACAUUGUACCGUGGAGCGGGGGCGGGCUGGACCCCUUCACUUUAUUAAUUGUUGCAGAGCCACUUGUACAUACAUACGUCGUAGCCUUAAAUAACAGUGAUAAUGAGGCGGCGGCGGCUGCUCCACCCUGUGCCAUAUCUACCUACCCUCCUAUCUCACUCCUACCAAACUGAAUAUGCUCAAUAGUAUGUUAGUGAAGUGCCAAAUUAUCUAAAACUUUUGGUAUCCAGCAUUUUGAUAGAUGUUUUUCUUUAAAAUUGUUCUUAUUUACUUUGUGCCAUCAAAGUCAUUGUUGAUUUUACUGUAGUUUAAGCAGAAUUGAAACUAGUGGUAAUGCGUUCCCUCUCCCGUAACGGGCGUGAUAUCAGAUUGUGAAAGUGCCUGCAGAUUUGCUGUUUCUUUUGUUCCGUAAACGUCUAGUACAAUUUGUGUAAACAACAUAAGUCAGCACUGUGAUUCAUUUUGACAAAUCAAGGUCUUUUAACGUUUAUUUACCCCCUUAUAUACAGGUGUAUAAAAUAAUGGAAAAAUAGUAGAACAGACGAUUGAGGUCGUAUAUCGCGGCCAAUCCUAUAGGGCACUUACGACUACGAUAAAUACGCUAGUGUGAGCAGCCGGGCCGGCGCCGGCGCGCCUCGUCGGUAGUGUUGUUACGCGUAUUGUCAGAUACAUUAUAUUGUUGGUUAUUAAUUACAUUUUAUAAAUGUAGCCGUAAUUACGAUUAAGAAUUAGUUGUAUAUACCGAUGUCUAUUUAUUGAAGUGUCCGAAUGCAGCGUGAUUGAGAGUUUUAUUUAUUUAACUUAUUGUAUACGUAAUGCGC
Chilo suppressalis (striped riceborer) is the source of this 5043-nucleotide messenger RNA. NCBI's taxonomy places the organism in Eukaryota, Metazoa, Arthropoda, Insecta, Lepidoptera, Crambidae. The record is from the annotation of a GenBank genome assembly.